UGAAUAAAUCCUCGAGAUAAUUCUAUCAAAGGUUGAUGCACAAAUUAUUGUUUAGAGGUUUCUGCGAUAACGUUUUAGCUUGUAUUUACUCUAAUAGUCAAUAGAACUUGGUCACAAAAUAAUCGAGACUAUAAAAUAGAGCGAGCAUGCCAUUCAAGCAACGUCUAAGCACCAUAUUAGCAAUUUUUACCCAAAAAUUCAUCACAAAAACAUUCUGUUAACAGCAAGAUGAAACUCGAACGCAAUUCUGUCUUUCUUGCCUUGACCCUUCUCGGAACUGUAACCAGCCGUGCAGUUUUUUUCACAGUAAAUUCAGACGACCAAAGUAUUAUACUGGUCAUUGAAGAAGAGGAUUCGAGAAUAAUCUCAAGCCAAAGAAGCGGAGCGGUUAAAACCCAUUUUUAUGGUGAGAAACUUGAGUGCAAGGGCAAUUACUUGAGUGUUGAAAAUGAGAUGCUAGCCUUAUCCAAGACACCAAAGAAUUACCUCACCACCAUAUUAGACAAGGAUGACAGGUUUCCGCAUUUGGAGGCCAAGGGCGACGGAGUCUUUUAUGUCUGUGAAGACAGACUGAUUCACCUAAAGGAUGGAUGCCCGGGUGCGCAAGAAGUGAAGAUUUUUUAUUAUGAGUGGUAAGCUAAUCUUGAGCUGAUUUUCUUGCUUCUGAAAAAAGAAUUCUCCUAUUUCCAGCAAAAUGCGUGAGGUCAAUCAGCUACGUAGGCCAAUACGGCUUCACCAAAAAGGACUUGCGGUAUUAACUAAUC
Metschnikowia bicuspidata var. bicuspidata NRRL YB-4993 is the source of this 764-nucleotide messenger RNA. RefSeq lists its product as uncharacterized. The record is from RefSeq and is a predicted model, not a curated record. The transcript has a single exon. Bases 229 to 636 code for a protein of 135 amino acids. Lineage: Eukaryota; Fungi; Ascomycota; Pichiomycetes; Serinales; Metschnikowiaceae.